UAUACAGAAGUCAAAGCGCUGAGGAAUUUAUUUUAUAAACUGUAAAUAAAUUUAAAAAAAUCUUCAAUUUUGCAAAAACAAACUGUACGGAAGAUGAAGAGCUUAAGAGCCCGUCACAUCAGUCGACUGCUGCGCUGCUUCAGCACAACCACGAGGUAUAACUACAAGGUGACUGUGGUGGGUGGUUGUGGCGGCAUUGGACAGCCGUUAUCGCUACUGUUGAAACGAAACACCAAGGUUAAGACACUCGCCAUUUACGACGUCGCUAGGACACCCGGUAUUUACACCGAUCUCUCGCAUAUCGACACCAGCGUAGUGGUGGAGGGUUAUCAAUGCGCGGAGAAUUUACCAGCCGCCUUGGAGAAGGCUGACAUUGUGUUGCUCGUCGGUGGCGCUGCACGUAAACCGGACAUGACGCGUGAUGAUCUCUUCAAGUUGAAUGUGAAUGUUGUGGAAGAGGUGGUCACCACUAUAGCUGAUAAAUGUCCAAAAGCUUUGGUGGGCAUAAUAACGAAUCCUGUAAAUUCCUGCGUGCCUGUGGCGGCGGAAAUUCUGAAAGAGAAGAAUGUAUUCGAUCCAAAACGUCUUUUUGGCGUCACAACACUUGAUUUGGUGCGCGCACGCACAUUUAUCGGUGAAAUACUCGAUAUGGAUCCGGGCAAAGUUAGUAUACCCGUUAUAGGUGGUCACUCGGGGGAGACCAUCCUUCCCAUACUCUCGCAAUGUAAGCCACCAUUGAAAUUGGACAAAGAGAGAGCAACAAAAUUAAUCAAACGCAUACAGGACGCCGGUACGGAAGUAGUUAAAGCCAAAUGCUUGGAUGGUGGCACUUCCGCUACGCUUUCCAUGGCUCAUGCUGCGUACCUUUUCACAGAUGCUCUUCUUCGAGGGCUGCAAGGUGAUUGUAAGCCGGUGAAAUGCGCUUAUGUUGCUUCGGAUGUAUCGGAUUGUGCCUUCUUCUCAACCCCCUUGCAGUUGGGCAAGAAUGGCGUUGAAAAGAAUUUGGGUUUGCCAAAGAUGAAUAAAGACGAGGAGGAGAUGUAUUGCAAGGCGGUGGAAAAGUUGAAAAAGCACAUCAAAUCGGGCGUAGAUUAUUUUAAAAAUAAAUCUAAGUGUGAUAAGAAGGUCAAAGAGGAAAAGAAAGACAAAGAUAAGAAAUGUUAAAGAAGUACUAAAUGGAAUGGUUUAGAUAAUUAUGUAGUUCUACUGUGUACCUCCGUUACUACUCUUUUCUGAAGAUCUUCAAAUAUGUCGAUGCGUACGGGUACAUAAAUAUACGAUCCUUUCUUUUAAA
Ceratitis capitata (Mediterranean fruit fly) is the source of this 1294-nucleotide messenger RNA. RefSeq names its product malate dehydrogenase. The transcript is spliced from 4 exons. The record is from RefSeq and is a predicted model, not a curated record. The coding region runs from base 94 to 1164 and encodes 356 amino acids. NCBI's taxonomy places the organism in Eukaryota, Metazoa, Arthropoda, Insecta, Diptera, Tephritidae. Gene Ontology annotation, molecular function: L-malate dehydrogenase (NAD+) activity. Gene Ontology annotation, biological process: tricarboxylic acid cycle; malate metabolic process. Gene Ontology annotation, cellular component: cytoplasm; mitochondrion.